Molecule: messenger RNA, 3134 nt
Organism: Pyrus x bretschneideri (Chinese white pear)
Lineage: Eukaryota; Viridiplantae; Streptophyta; Magnoliopsida; Rosales; Rosaceae
Product: zinc finger CCCH domain-containing protein 38-like
Exons: 4
Coding region: 264-2882 (872 amino acids)
Molecular function (GO): metal ion binding
Source: RefSeq, a predicted model, not a curated record
CUGAAACCUACGACGCACAGCUACGGCAGUUCUGUCCCGUAUUGCGUAUUGGGUACGCCUUAGAUACGUAUCUGGGUUAAUGAAUACGGCGUUUAACAGAUGGAUACGGAUAUCCCUUCCUUUGCCCUUUGAUGGGAUCUGGUGGAAGAAGGGCUCGCAACGGAGAUGACGUGAUCUGGUGGAAGAAGGCCUCGCGAAGAAGAUGACACAAUUUGAUUUUUCCGAAUAAGAAUAAGUAAAGGGUGUCGGUAAGCCUGAGAGAAAUGAGUAGAAGCAACAGAAAGCGGUCUUCUAAAUGGGAUUUGGUAGAAGGGCCUCAAUUUGAAGAUGCAAAUAUGCAGGACAACGGUUGGAUGGGAAAGGCAGGUAGGGCAUUUCAUCAUAAGGAAUCUGGACGUGACUGGCUUUCUCCGGAGACAAAUGAUCUGCACAGACCUAAGCAUGAUUUGGAUUUGCCAUCCAGGGAACCUUUGCCCGGAAGCAGAGGCUCACAUAAAAAUGAGAGUAUCAAUAAGGGAUGCAAUAGAUACAUGAAUGACUCUAUGGUGUGGGAUGGAGAUGGAAAUUGCAGCACAAGGAUGUCUCCUGGUCUUGAUGAGUGGAGAGAACAUCGCAGUCGGUCCCCAAAAAGUGGUUGGAGAAGGUCACUGAGAGGUAGGAGUAGAAGUAGAAGCAGGAGCAGGAGUAAGAGCCAGAGCUGGAGUAGGAGCCCUGAUCGUGGUUAUAGGCGGGAAUCACUUUUCCUUGACAGAAAUAGAGGCAGGCCAGGAAUUUCAGCUCAAUUGUGCAAAGAUUUUAUGACUGGGAGAUGCAGAAGGGGUAGUGAUUGCCAAUUUCUUCAUGAGGGUAAUUCCAAUUAUGAUGAUAGCUGGGAAAGUCGACACAGGAAACGUGAUGCUUCGAGAUACUCUACCCCUCCUGAUACCAAGUACUACCCAUUAAAAAGUGAAAGAUAUUCUGUGUAUUGUAGUGAUUUUGCAAAAGGGAAGUGCCAGAGGGGGUCAACUUGCAAGUUCGAUCACCAUCGUGCUUCUGAUGGAUUCAGUAAAGGUUCUACAAAUGAGAAUACUAGAGAAAGGGAAAAUGAAAGAAGGAACAGAGAUACUUCUACAGAGCGAGGUGCCGAGCGUGUACCGCACAGGAGUAGUGAUAUUCCUUGCAAAUUUUUUGCUGCUGGAAAUUGUCGUAAUAAAAAGAAUUGUCGGUUUUCUCAUCAUAUUCAAGCUCGUGCAAGUCCUGAAAGAAAGUCACAGGAUGGCAGGUGGGGCCCAGGUCACAGUUUAAAUGAUGCAGGCCCGGCAUGGAGUGGUCCAAAAUGGAGUGAUACCGGGAGUCUGUCAGAUGCCGCAAUGUUGACUGUAGAUAACAGAAAUAUUGGUGUUCCAGAGGUAAGGUCUAGUGCUUGGUCUGUAGAUGAUAAUAGAUGGGGGUGUGAUCAGAACAAUGAGAACAAAAAUUGUGCUGACCGUAGUGUUAGUCAUGAAGCAGUUGAGAGGAAUGAGAACGAUGCAAAUCUGUGGAAUGAAGAUAGUGUGGGUGCUCGUGUGGAUCUUCCUAAAUUGAGAGAUACUGAAAAAUGGCUUGGUGACAUGUCUCCUGAUUGGAAUUACACGGUGCAAUCCUCCAACCAUGUUGGGAAACAAGAGCAUAGUCGCAUUACUCAAGGUUCAGAACCUUCCACUCAGGUGCAUGGUGCUGCUUCAAUUAUUGAACCAAUGGUAGCUGAAAGAUCUGAUUUUCUGCAGAACAAGGAUGUAAGGGUAGAUGGAGUUAUUUCCGUGCCAUAUGACAAUAGGACUGCCAUUGAAGAACCUUCUAGUUUUCGUAAUAACCUAAAUGUUACUGCAAAUAUCAUGGCCCGCCAAAGCUUUGACCACAGUGGCCAGAGUUCAAGUGCUUUUCCUUUUUCUGGAUUAAGCACAAUUGGGCAAAGUAAAAACCAAAUCCCAUGCGGAGGAGUUGUAAAAAGUCCACAAGAUACACUGUCCCCAGAGAGUAAAUCUGUGACCAAGUUAGAUAUAGGGGAUGCAAAAACUUCACUAGUUGAUGGAAUUCCUCAAGUUCCAAAUUUGGUAGGUGGUAAAGAACUUACGGAACUUACCAAUCUUUCAGCUUCUCUGGCUCAGUUACUUGGAAAUCGGCAGCAACUUCCACAGAUUUAUGCUGCUUUAAAUUCUCAUAAUGCACCUCUCCUUCCCAAAUCAGAAGGAUCCACUGAGCAGCUUUUGGCAGCAGCCAUUCAGCACGAUCCAAUGGUGGUAUCUCAUAAGCCGUAUGAUCCUAUGUGUGAUAGCAUAGAACAUAGAAUUAGUAACAAUCAAAUGUGUCUUUUGCCAAAUAGUGCUGGAAACACAAGCAUUGAUGGAAAAGUAGAGAACCUGUCAAAUGUUGUAUCUCCAUCGUCUUUACCUAGUGGAGCAAAUGUAAACAAUUAUCAACAGACUAAUAAUCCACUAGAAGAACCUACACUUAAGGAUCACCAAUUAAGUCAACAUGGUGCAAAGUCUGAGGUUGUCAAGGGAAAUGGUGCACUUGGGGCCGAGGAAAGCAAGAGCGCGCAGGAAGAGAAUAAUUCCCCAGAGAAUGGUCCCAUGGAGGUUACAGGGGGCAAGAAACUCAAGGAAGUGAAGGGGAGCCGUGCAUUUAGAUUUGCGCUUGUGGAAAAUGUCAAGGAGCUUUUAAAACCCUCAUGGAAAGAAGGUCAAGUCAGCAAAGAUGCUUACAAAACGAUAGUGAAGAAGGUGGUUGAUAAAGUGACCAGUACCAUGCAGGGGGCUAAUAUUCCCCAGACUCAAGAGAAGAUUGACCAUUAUCUAUCAUUUUCAAAACCGAAGCUUACUAAACUUGUACAGGCAUAUGUAGAAAAAAUGCAGAAGGGUUAAAAGAGACACAACUUGUGUUUGUUCGCUUCUAUUGUUUUACAAAAUUCCGCCUGAUGUUCCCGGUGUGUUUAUGCUCCGGCAGCCUUUGGAUCUCUGAGGUUUUCUUUUCUUUUUCCGGUUACAUGAAACGUCUUACUUUUUUAUUUUUUUUUUUGUCAUUCCCUUGAUGUAUACUAUUUGGUGCAAGGAUAGUUGAACUCUAGGACUAAGAUGGGCAUAUGAGAGAUUAAUUAUUCUUCCUCUUGUGUGUAA